AUGAUCGCCGACUCGCCGAGAGCCAUCCAACAGCUCGUCUCAAUGGCCACCCUCGAAGCCGUCUCUUUCGUACCCGCUGGUCUCGCCGGCAUGAAAGUCGUCGAGUAUCAGCUGCAGUACGCCCCUCAGCAAAUGCAGAAAGCCCCGCAUCCUGUACAGUACUUCCAGCAGCAGCGAGUUCCGCAGCAUCUUCAACACGACUGCUCACGCAAACCCAAUAGCCCGCCGUUCCGCCGCCAAUGACUGCCCGACAGGUCAUUCAGAACAACCUGGCACUGCAGCAGGUGCAACGAAAGCAGUAAUUUGUGACACUCGCAUCCAAAAAUUAACCCCGCAUGCCGAGCGGUGCAAGUGCGCUCCAUUGAGAGCGUUGCGUGCCGCGUCGCAGCCCACUUUUCGAAAUUAUUUUGCUCAGUUUUUGAACAGUUUCGGUGUCUUUCCGCUGUUUUCAGGUGAGUUUUGCGAAUUCUUUGUAGGAAAAUGAUAAAAAUGUGCUAGAACAAUUGUCCUCACUAGUUUAUUACACAAAUUUCACGUCAGAUUGUCUGACAAUUAAGUUUUUCCUAUUUUCUCGUUUGAAAGAUUUAGUCGGACAGUUGUUUUUUCCGCCAUUUCCCUCGCUUCGAAUGCCUCUGUCAAUUUUUUACACAUUUUCUUUGAAGGAUGACAUCAGUCGGUGUUCCAAUCAAGAUUCUCCACGAGGCUGAAGGCCAUACCGUCACUCUUGAGACCGUGACAGGUAAGUCGCCAUUUUCCAGGCUAAAGUUCCACAAUUUUCCUAUUUUUCAGGCGAGGUGUACAGAGGAAAGCUGGUCGAGGCCGAGGACAACAUGAACUGCCAGUUGGCCGAGACGAUCGUCACUUUUCGCGACGGAAGAAGCCAUCAGCUGGAGAAUGUGUUCAUUCGCGGAAACAAGGUACCCAAAUUCAUGAUUCCCACUGAAAUUAAUCGAAAACUUGUUCAGAUCCGCUUCAUGAUCCUUCCGGACAUGCUGAAGAACGCGCCAAUGUUCAAAAACAUUGGAAGAGCGCAAAAAGGGGCCAUCGGCAUGGGUCUCGGCGGACUGGACCAGCGCGGAAGAGGACGCGGAACGGCUUUCCGCAGACCGACCGGACGCGGAGGACCGCGUGGAGUGCCACGUCCCGGAGGCGCUCCACCAUUCCGCGGAUAG
Caenorhabditis sp. 36 PRJEB53466 is the source of this 1172-nucleotide messenger RNA. The record is from the annotation of a GenBank genome assembly. Lineage: Eukaryota; Metazoa; Nematoda; Chromadorea; Rhabditida; Rhabditidae.